Molecule: messenger RNA, 1739 nt
Organism: Dentiscutata erythropus
Lineage: Eukaryota; Fungi; Glomeromycota; Glomeromycetes; Diversisporales; Gigasporaceae
Source: the annotation of a GenBank genome assembly
GAUGCCGAUACCUAUCAAAAAGAAUCGAAGAUUGUAGUCAAUAUAAAAAUAGUGUUAAGUGUGAUAUAGAAGCUCCGUUUAUAUGUAGCGAUUGCCUUCAUGAAGUAAUAAAAAAUGAGUUUGCUAACUGGUCAAGUGGAAAUUUACUAAUUGAUAAAUUCAUACAAAAGGCACAACUAUCAUUGCCUUACAUACAAUACCCUGAAUGGAUUCCAUUUAAUUUUUUUACUGAAAUAAAAUGUAUUAAUAGAGGUGAAUUCGGUGCAGUAAUUUCUGCAAAAUGGAACCAAGGGAAAAGAAUGCAAAUAUCUGAUAUUAAACGUUAUUAUUCUCGAUCAGAUCCUUGCGCAGUUGUUUUAAAAAAAUUAAAAGAUAUAAAUCAGCUUUCACUUAUAAAAACACAACACCAAUUUUUAAAUAAUUGUUGUACUUUAUAUGGAAUUACCCAAGAUCCUUCGACAUCAGAAUAUAUGCUUGUAGACCCUCCGUCCGUAUGUGACAGAUGUCUCUCUGAUGUAUUAGAAAAAGAGUUUUCUAACUGGACUAGUGGAAAUUUACAAAUUGAUAAAUUUAUUAAAGACGCACAACGUUCAUCAACUUAUGUUGAAUAUCCUGAAUGGAUUCAUUAUAACUCUUUAAGUGAAAUAAAAUUUAUUAAUAGAGGUGGGUUCGGUGCUGUAUAUUCCGCCAAAUGGGAUAAAGGUGUAAAAUGUUUUUCCGAGAUAGAUGGAGACAAAUAUCAUACUCGAUCUGAGCCCUGCGAUGUUGCCCUAAAGCAAUUAAAAGGCGAAAAAUACUCAGUUCAUCUCUUUCUUAAGGAGAUUAAAGCACAAUUUAAUUGUUGUCAUUUAUAUGGAGUUACUAAAGACCCUUCGACAUCACAAUACAUGUUCGUAAUGCGAUAUGCACCACAAGGGGAUCUUAGACGAUUCUUGCAGAAAAAUUUUUAUAAACUAACUCUAGAAAACAAAUUAAAUAUAGCACAAUCUAUAUGUGCAGAACUUCAAAAUAUUCAUGCUAAAGGUUGGUUACAUGGAGAUCUUCAUGGAGGAAAUAUUUUAUUAUUAAAUGAAGAAGAUGCCUUUAUAUCAGAUUUUGGUUUAUGUCGACCGGUAAAUGAAACGCGGAUGCUUGAUCAAAAAAUUUAUGGAGUUAUACCAAAUGUUGCACCUGAGAUACUUAAUUUUCAAUCUCCGUAUUCUCAGCCAGGUGACAUUUAUAGUCUAGGUAUUAUUUUAUGGGAACUAAUUUGUGGAAUUCCUGCAUAUUCGAACAGAGCACAUGAUGUAAACUUAAUAGUAGAUAUUUUUAAGGGCUUUCGACCAAAGACGUGUCAUUUUGCACCUCCAACUUAUGAUUUGCUAAGGAAAUGCUGGAAUCAAAAUCCUUUAGAACGACCAACUAUAAACGAACAAUGGCAAUUAUAUUUAAGUCAAAAAAAAUUUAAAAUUUUAACUUCAUCUGGUUACUGUGAGGAGUUAACGCUUGAAGAGUAUCGAGCAAAAUACUUUCAAAUAUAUGAUUGUUAUAUAGGUCCUUAUUUUAAUCCUAAAUUGAAACUGGAAUUGAAUAAUUCGAACAAAGCAACUGAGAUAUAUAACAUUAUGGAAUGGAAACCAGAUAUUCCUGUUCACCCGGACGCAGUAUAUAAAAGUUGUGUGAUUAGCAUUAGCAAUGAGUAUAUGACAUAUAAUAUGACAUUUCGAUGGGAAAUUUCUGAUAUACCUUAUGUUGGUUGA